AUAGAAUCUGGGGUUCUAGAAAACUCUUUCCAGGGUUUUAGACGAAGCCGGGAUUUUAGGGUUUGUUGACGAUGGCGGCUUUCGCGAAGCUCGCUCCCCUUCUCGACAGAGUGCUCGUGGAGAAGUUUAUUCCUCCGGCGGCGUCGAUGGGCGGGGUCUUGCUGCCGGAUUCACUGACCAAGUACAAUUCGGGAACAGUGAUUGCCACUGGGAAGCGGCGCCUCCGGGACGGGCAGAUGAUUCCUCUGUGCGUCAAGGAAGGGGACGAGGUCCUCCUGCCCGAGCACGGCGGCAAAGUUGUCAAGCUCGGCCAAAAAGAGUAUACGCUCUAUCGCGAGGAGGAGCUCCUGGGCAUUCUCGUGGACGAUGAUUCUAAGAAGUGAUCACACCCAACGAUGUUAUGGUGUGUUUGACAGUGCGAGGCAUUUUAUCAAAACAUCUUGGCAAAGUUUUUACUCA
Messenger RNA from Selaginella moellendorffii, 459 nucleotides. RefSeq names its product 10 kDa chaperonin. The transcript is spliced from 3 exons. Bases 72 to 383 code for a protein of 103 amino acids. NCBI's taxonomy places the organism in Eukaryota, Viridiplantae, Streptophyta, Lycopodiopsida, Selaginellales, Selaginellaceae. Gene Ontology annotation, cellular component: mitochondrial matrix. The record is from RefSeq and is a predicted model, not a curated record. Gene Ontology annotation, molecular function: protein folding chaperone; metal ion binding; ATP binding.